AUGUUGGGGACAUUGGGGACGUUGGGGACACGGCUCCGUGGGCUGCAACCCCGCAGGGAGGCCAAGGCGUGCGUGGUGCACGGCUCCGACCUGAAGGACAUGACGGCCGAGCAGCUGGAUGAGAUCCUGCGCAACCACACCGAGAUCGUCUUCGCCCGCACCUCCCCGCAGCAGAAGCUCAUCAUCGUCGAGGGCUGCCAGCGCCAGGGUGCCAUCGUGGCGGUGACGGGGGACGGCGUGAACGAUUCCCCGGCGCUGAAGAAGGCAGACAUCGGCAUCGCCAUGGGCAUCGCGGGCUCAGAUGUGUCCAAGCAGGCAGCAGACAUGAUCCUGCUGGACGACAACUUCGCCUCCAUCGUCACCGGCGUCGAGGAAGGGCGCCUCAUCUUCGACAACCUGAAGAAGUCCAUCGCCUACACGCUGACCAGCAACAUCCCCGAGAUCACGCCCUUCCUCCUCUUCAUCAUCGCCAACAUCCCGCUGCCCCUCGGCACCGUCACCAUCCUCUGCAUCGACCUGGGCACCGACAUGGUCCCCGCCAUCUCCCUGGCCUACGAAGCAGCUGAGAGUGACAUCAUGAAGCGGCAGCCGCGCAACCCCCGCACCGACAAACUGGUGAACGAGCGCCUCAUCAGCAUGGCCUACGGGCAGAUCGGGAUGAUCCAGGCGCUGGGCGGCUUCUUCACCUACUUUGUGAUCCUGGCUGAGAACGGCUUCCUGCCCGCACGGCUGCUGGGGGUGCGACUGGCCUGGGACGACCGCUCCACCAACGACCUGGAGGAUUCCUAUGGGCAGGAGUGGGUGAGCGCUGCUCUGCAAC
Lagopus leucura (white-tailed ptarmigan) is the source of this 820-nucleotide messenger RNA. Its product is annotated as sodium/potassium-transporting ATPase subunit alpha-2-like. Gene Ontology annotation, biological process: sodium ion export across plasma membrane; proton transmembrane transport; intracellular sodium ion homeostasis. Gene Ontology annotation, cellular component: membrane. The record is from RefSeq and is a predicted model, not a curated record. Gene Ontology annotation, molecular function: P-type sodium:potassium-exchanging transporter activity; ATP hydrolysis activity; ATP binding. The transcript has 5 exons. NCBI's taxonomy places the organism in Eukaryota, Metazoa, Chordata, Aves, Galliformes, Phasianidae. The annotation marks the transcript as partial.